This is a messenger RNA of Tribolium madens (black flour beetle), 405 nucleotides long. Its product is annotated as helix-loop-helix protein 1-like. The transcript is spliced from 2 exons. Bases 49 to 369 code for a protein of 106 amino acids. The record is from RefSeq and is a predicted model, not a curated record. Gene Ontology annotation, molecular function: protein dimerization activity; RNA polymerase II cis-regulatory region sequence-specific DNA binding; DNA-binding transcription factor activity, RNA polymerase II-specific. Lineage: Eukaryota; Metazoa; Arthropoda; Insecta; Coleoptera; Tenebrionidae. Gene Ontology annotation, biological process: regulation of transcription by RNA polymerase II.
AUUAAGGAUAUCCAAGUCUGGUGUUGCACCUCUUCGAGUGAAGAUGCCAUGACGAGCAACGGCGAGAGCCGGGAGGUUCUUCAAAUAAUCACUUCUUGCAAUAACGUCGCUCCACGCAAAAGGGAGAAGAGCAGCGAGAUGGGGGCACUGAGUCGCGAGGAACGCCGCCGAAGACGCAGAGCCACGCAGAAGUAUCGCACAGCCCACGCAACAAGGGAAAGAAUUCGCGUGGAGGCCUUCAAUGUGGCUUUCGCCGAAUUGCGAAAACUGCUACCGACUCUACCACCUGAUAAAAAAUUAUCAAAAAUCGAAAUCCUGCGACUGGCUAUUUGCUACAUCGCCUAUUUGAACCACGUGUUGGAUGCGUGAGGGAUUCACCGGUUUUGUUUCAUUUCUUUAAUAAAA